AUGGAUGAUGAGCCUACAGUCAUUCACACAAAUUUGCCGACCUUGGCUCCCGCGAACUGGUUGGACUUCCGGGCCUACAUGUCUGAUCUGGCACGUCAGGGCCGUCAGGACGAGUUGUGGUCCAUCUGGAGUCGGGUUGCUGAGAUUGCACACCUACCGGCACCCUCCCCUUCGAUUACAGACUUUGACUUCUUGGGUUCCAAGGUUCCGGUGCGCCGGAUUGUCUGUACCCAGGCUGGGUGUGAUCGAUGCGGGCGAGCCAGAGGUGGUUACCAAUUCCCCUUCCUUGGCCCCUGGUCCAAGAGUGCAGCCAUCGUGGAGGAGCCUGAGUUGGGGCCAGCGGUGGCCGUUGCCGCCUACGAUCGUUGCCACGAAGUUCUUGCAGAGGACAGGAUGUGGGAUGCUAGCUCGGGCUUGGAGCUGCAGGAUAUGCUCACUGCUACAUUUGGGCGCGUGCUCUAUCAGGCCGAGAUCAACGACCUCCACGGCGCAGCCCAUCCCUCUGUGGACGAUGUGUUUCGGGCUUGGCGAACCUGGCAGCAGGGGCAACAGGCCUGGCGCGAUCCACUCUUACUCCCAGAGCCCACGCCCAACCAGGCACGGGCCAAUGAAGUGCACAAAGCCCAUCGGUCUAUGCUGCUUUGGCUACGAUGGGCGGCAGACCCCGCGGGCUGGUCUAUGCCUGCGGUCUGUGUGGACUGCGGGGGUUCAGGGGAUUUCGUGCACCAGAUCUUGCAGUCAGCAAUGUGCCGUGAUUGCUUGCAGGCACGGGUGGCCAUGCGUCACGGCCCCUGUCCGACAGUGGCUCUGGGAGUGAGAGCGACUGAGAGGAGACUUGAGUCGUCGCUCGGAGUGGUCAGGCUGGGCGAGUUCGGCGAGGACCCUGGGGAAAUUUUGCAGUCUGUGUUCAAGUUCUUUGUUUCGCUGUUCGGGAGGCUGGCCUUGCUUACCAUGCCGGGAUCUCUCGGGGUCUAUGCAGCCGAAUCCUUGGCAGCAGACUCUGCGCCUGAAGCAGCAUACACGGCCCUUGACGAGUAUGCCACCCAGUAUGCGUCUCGGUGGCGCACCCAACAUGGCUACGCGAAUGACACUGACUUCGCAUUUGCGUUCGCUAGCUAUGAGGAGGCACGCGCUACGGGAGGAACCCUGAUUGCAGAAGAGUGGGCAACCAUUCGAUCUGAGGCAUCAGGCUCUCUCUUUGGAGCAGUGGCAUCUGCCUUGGAUGCGCCGGUGGGUUCGAGCAACCUGGCAGCGCAGGUGGCACGGAGGCCGACUACCUUCCUCAAGAGAGUGGCGGCCAAGGGGCGAUUGCGUUGGGCCACGGGGAAGAUCCUCGUCACAGAGCGGCCUACACUGAAGGGGGCGCUUUUCACUUUCGGCGAACUCCAGGUCCAUAUGUUUGAACGAGGUCGCCGCUUUCCGCCAGGAGCAGUCGAUGUGGACGCCUUUCUCUUUGGUGGGACCAAAGCACAGUCGCGGGCCUUGGCCGGCCUGAAGUGGCUAGCCAAAACGGGCACCUUGGGCCUCGAGUUGGGAGGUUACGACUUCCGCCAGAACCCUCAAAAGGAGCCCAAGCAGGCGGCGGUGCUGGUGCCAACAAUGGUACCUAUCCUGGAGCAAGCAGUGCAGGACAUGUAUCAGGCCAACAACCCUCUGUGGCGUGCUCUGGUGGGGCUUUGGUGCUGCAUGACGGGGUGUUUGCGGUUUGAACACUUGCGGCGGGCAUCCCCUAUGCGCCUCUCCAGAUCGACCUUCCACUUCCACUGCAGUCGAGGGAAGCAGCGCGGCAAUCGUGCAGGCUUCGACUUUGCGGUGCCGGCGGUCUUUUGCUCUGGAUGGCCUUGGGCCCGUCUCUGGUUGAAGAGUUGGCAAGCCCUGCCCCAAGGUGCACAGACCUACAGCGGGUUGCCAUUCGAUGCUGCAGGGGCACCCUUUACCACGGCCCAAGCGAUCAAGGUGGCGCAGGACAUCUUCACGCCACAUGUGGGAGCUGACGUUACCAGCUUAACGUCAUACUCGUUUCGGCGUGCAGGGCCGACAUACGCCAAUUUGGCCGGAUGGGCAGCUUCGGAUCAACUUGCACUAGGAGAUUGGCUAGACACAACCAAGCAGAAGGCUCAGGGAAUCACUAUGCCACUGCGUUACAGUGGAGCCAGGUAUACGACGAGUGUCCGUCGUAAGCACUGGCUGGCAGGCUCCAUCGGCGUGCUGACCUCCUUUGCGACAUGGGAUGAGAUUCCAGGUGCCGAGUUGGCCAAGGCGGAGUCGACCGGGGCGGCAGUGAUGGAAGUGGCUAUUCAGAGGGAUCUGCGUGCAGAAUGGCAGAGCCCUAUUCGCCUCCGGGAGACUAAGCCCCGCUUCAACGUGCCACGUACAUUGCCGUUGCCUGACAGAGUCGAGUACAUGAUGCCAAGGCAGAUCAACGGCAAGAGGCACGUCUUUGUGUCGAAUAUCAGAGGGGGAGGUGCAGUGGUCCUUCCCCUUGCCCGGCAGGCCAGCAUCGAUGCGCGAUCCUGGUUCAGUCAGGAAUGCAGGGAGAAGCGCGCGGUGCUUGCUCCUCCAUCGCCUGAGCGUGAGGGGACACGCCCCAAGGUGGCCGCGGCGAAGGAGGAGGCUGCGGCAUUGCCGCCUCAUCCUAAGAAGGGGCCGCAGCGGCGCGCGCUGGCGAGUGACGCCAGCGACCUUCCGCCACUGAAGCGGCAGCGGAUGGAAUCCCCAGCAGUUCCUGUGAGGCCACCGCCUGAAGCCCCGCGGCGGAUUCCUGCAGAGCCUGUGGGCCCGCCUCCGAGCAGACUCCUACGGCCGCGCACCCCUCCGAAAACCCCGCCGCCGUCAUCUCCCAGUUCGACGAGACCUGGAGAGAAGCGCCCUGGGCAGUCAGGGGCUGACACUUGGCCUCGGAGGAGUGGGGCGAGCAAUCUGGAGGUGCACUUCGAUCGUCUGGCUACAGUGGGUGGCAUUUCGGCGGAGCGGCCUACGAAGAUCUGGGAAGGAGCGAAUGGUGGUAUCUUGUGGCUGGCAGGGCUGCCUACGGAGGACACAGCGUCUUCCUUUCCGCGCUGUGACAUUCAGCUCAAUUGGAUGCAGCAGGCGGUGGCAGCACGUGGUGGCGUGGCGUUGCCGGGUGCCCUUCAACUCCAGAUCAGCAUCACUGAUUCGACGUCUCGGGACGAUCAGUGGCGCGAAGCCUGGCCAGUCAUUCGCCAGACCCUCUUCACAGGAGGUAGUGUCCUGGGCCACUGCAUGGCUGGCCGCCAUCGAGCUGCCACUGGGCAGUCCCUCCUCUUGGCCUUGGUGGACAACAUCAGCUUCGAGGAAGCCCAGAGGCGUGUCAGCCGUCUACGUGUCUACAAGGCAAUGGCUCAGGGCACGGUGGCGAAGUGGGUCCGCUACACCCGGAAGAACAGCAUGUCGGGCAAGGUUUGGCCAUCCCCUCGAGCAUUCAUCUUCACGGACCGGUCCCAGAUUCACUUGGAAGUGGAGCAAGGAGUGCCUCUUUGCAAGCAUCGCCAAGGGUCCGUUGCUAGCCAAAGGCUCAAGGAUGUGACCGAGGUUGAGUCCGUGGAGGAAGCCCAGGGCUACGAUCGUCCCUUCUGCAAAGACUGCCUCCAGCGGGCAGCAGCGAAGUUCCACCCAAAGUGA
This is a messenger RNA of Symbiodinium natans, 3642 nucleotides long. The record is from the annotation of a GenBank genome assembly. NCBI's taxonomy places the organism in Eukaryota, Dinophyceae, Suessiales, Symbiodiniaceae.